GAAUCAGCGCAUGGUUUCCGUGUCCAUCACCUAGCGGCUUCUUACGCAAAUACCUUGUUCGACUUUGGCAUCACAUUCAGGGAAUCAAUGGCGUGGAGUGGAAAUCUUUCAAAGAACAUAAGGGAGCUUCGGUUUCUGAUGUGCCAGUCAUCACCUGCAAGCUCAUCUGCAAGGACAUUUGUGGAAAAGAAUUAUAAGGAACUGAAGACAUUGAACCCAAAAUUGCCAAUACUGUUCCGCGAAUGCAGUGGAGCUGAACCCCAAUUAUGGGCGAGAUUUGACUUUGGUGUUGAGAAAGGCAUCAAAUUGGAAGGCUUGUCUGAGGCACAGAUCUCCAAGGCACUUGAAGAUCUGGUGAAAGCCGGAGAGAUUUUGAAAGCUUGAUAUUGCUGCUUCUGAACUGUUUGGAAUGGAAUAAUGCUCUCAUGCUAUACUUCUAAUUACAUUUGCUUAUGGUUUAUAAUAAACCAGAGUUUUACCAUUAUUUCUAAUUGUAAUUUAUCUGGUUUCAUUCGGUCUCUAUGUGCAUCUUAUAGUCACUUCAAGUAUGAUCAUGUCAAGUUGAAAGUCUGGUUCUGCAUGACUCUGCUGAGGGAUUCAUUCAGAACUCAGAUUUAUUCUAUUCACUUUGACUUUGGUUCUUAUCAAUAGUAUUUCUUGGUGAAAGAUUGCAUUGCCAGAGAUGUUUUGUAUUUACUGUAACAAGGGCAGAA
Messenger RNA from Arachis duranensis, 713 nucleotides. Its product is annotated as NADH dehydrogenase [ubiquinone] 1 alpha subcomplex subunit 2. The coding region runs from base 88 to 384 and encodes 98 amino acids. Lineage: Eukaryota; Viridiplantae; Streptophyta; Magnoliopsida; Fabales; Fabaceae. The record is from RefSeq and is a predicted model, not a curated record. The transcript is spliced from 4 exons.